ACCACUUGCUUCACAACACACAUUUUUGAAUAAACCGUUUAAAUUGUGUCUGCAGCUACAGUUAGGGUGUGGUGAUUCUGUCCUGUAGAAUUCCUUGUUUGAAGAGAGCAGAAGUGAAAGUUGCCGUAUCAUUUCUGUACCAAACGAAGAGAGGUACAUGUAUUUCAUCUGAUUAAAAUAGGACUUCACAUACAUACCGAAGAUGGCAACUAGAAAAGCUGUCAUUCGCUGUAAAAACUGGCCUCCAGAGAAAAAAGAAGAGGUUUUGUUAAGCAAUGGUUUGAACAUGACAGAGGCAGUAAGGGAAACUGUGAGGGUUAUAGACUUCAAUGAUUUUAUCAUCAGUGAUGAAUCCAUAAAAACGAUUCAGCUGGUUGCAGAAUUGCCUCAACCAAUGCCAAGUGAAUUAGGCCCCAUAGGGGCUGGUAUCGGACAGAAGCCAAAGGGGCGCCAAGAAUCACUAAACGUUAUUGGUGGAAACCCUAUGGUGGAUUAUUUAGGUAUUCGGUGGUUAAUUUUCAUCCGAAAGGAGGGCAAUGAUGAACCAACAGACUAUUCAGUUUCAUUCAAUUAGAAUAAUUUGUAGUAUGGUCUUUCAAAUUCAUAUUGCCAAAAAAUACUCUCAAAGACUGUAACAAAGAUUAUUAAAAAUUAGAAUUUUU
Saccostrea echinata is the source of this 662-nucleotide messenger RNA. RefSeq lists its product as uncharacterized. Lineage: Eukaryota; Metazoa; Mollusca; Bivalvia; Ostreida; Ostreidae. The record is from RefSeq and is a predicted model, not a curated record. The coding region runs from base 203 to 574 and encodes 123 amino acids. The transcript is spliced from 2 exons.